This is a messenger RNA of Serpula lacrymans var. lacrymans S7.9, 467 nucleotides long. RefSeq lists its product as uncharacterized. The record is from RefSeq and is a predicted model, not a curated record. The transcript is spliced from 2 exons. The coding region runs from base 28 to 255 and encodes 75 amino acids. Lineage: Eukaryota; Fungi; Basidiomycota; Agaricomycetes; Boletales; Serpulaceae.
GGGUCACGCUCUUUCAUCACCACAUCCAUGAAAACAUGUCUACGAAUCGAUUUCAUACAACCUCGUACCGAUAACGGUCCUUUGGAGACCGGGUACUAUCGACAGCAUGCUCGCCGUCCUGUUUUUGAUUCGGGUGGCCCAACCAGUACGAUCGUUCAUCCUCGUCUUUUGCAUAUUCUGCAUAUCCGAGUCGUUUCAGACAUGUCAGAUCUUGCUCAGAAUCUUCCAACUCGAGGCUGCUUUCUCUUGACGUAAAAUCCUCAUACAGGAAAUGCUAUUUCUGAUAGGGGCUGUUCUCACCAGCAAACACCAGCAAACCUCCCGCGACAAGGAUAUCCCUAUUGUGUUCCUUGCUGCGUUCAUCUAGAUUCUCCAGCGUUUGUGCUGCUCUCUCCUCGGCUUAGCCCCCAGCUCAUCUAAUCAUGUCCAUGGUGAUUGUGCGAGUUUCGAACAUAAAGGCAAUCCCU